UGUACUCGCUCGCGCUCGCUGUUCUUAUUCGAAGGCAGAAGUUCUGGGCUCUUGUAUUGUCAUUUUCUCAGCUUCAAUGUUGGCAGAAUCUGUGGAGAACCGAGUUAGGUUUUGCGAACCCGAUAUGCGACGUCGCUGUUUCUCUCCGGAUUUGAAGCCGGCUCUAGGUUUUCGGUGGUCUUUUCUCUCAGCCUCACUACCUGAUUCUUCUGUUUGCGAUAAUCUCGGUCCUCCGGGUUAGGUAAACUAGUGGGAAAGUAGAAAUUGUUCUGAUUUCUGGAUUCCCCAUUUAGAGCAAUUAGGGUUUAAGGGUAAAUUUGGGAUUGAAGGCUAAGAGAGUUUAGCCCAGAAAUCAAGCUUGUGUUCCCCCGGUCUAGUGUUAGGGCCCAAUUCAUCCUUGAUGAAGAAGAUGAUAAAGUAGUAUGCACUGUUUACUUGAAGGAGGUGUUGAAGUACACUAGUCGGAAUGUAGAAAUUCUUCUGAUUUCUGGAUUCCCCAUUUAGAGAAAUUGGGGUUUAAAGGUAAAUUUUGGGAUGGAGGGUUUGGCCUAGAAAUCAAGCUUGUGUUGUCUGGUGUUAGUACUCAAUUCAUCACUGAUGGAGAAGAUGAUAAAGUGUACGCAUUGUUUACUUGAACGAGGUGUUGGAGCUGUGUUUGCAUUAGGAUACAAGUCGGAAAGUAGAUUUCUUUUUUUCCUCUUCUGAUUUCUGGAUUCCCCAUUUAGAGGAAAUAGGGUUUAAGGGUAAAUUUUGGGAUUGAAGGCUAAGAGGCUUGUGUUCCCUCGAUCUAGUGUUAGGACUCAAUUCACCAUUGAUGAAGAAGAUGAUAAAGUAUCUGCGUUGUUUACUUGAACGUGGUGUUGAUUCUGUGUUUUUGCAUUUGUUGACAUCAAACAUUGAUUAGGACCAGAAAUCCAAAGGAAUCAGGAGCUUUAGAUGACUCCCAAGUGUCUUAGACUGAGGUUUCUGGAGGACAUAGAUUGCUCAAGUCAUUUAACUACCUAGAUCAUUAGGAUGAUAAGAUCUCUUAAUGGUGUAAAACUACCAUGAUCUUUGGAUAACGUUAGCCUUAUUUGGUGUGGAUAAUAAUUCUAGAUGGGUCGGGGAGUUAACAGGCAGGCAGAUUUUUUCUGAACCCGCUUUCGCUAAAAUGCCCUGUUACGAAUUGGUUCCAUGAAUGUGUCUCACUUAUUGUCUUCCUUACCAAAUGUAUGUUGUCAUAUCAAGUAAAUGUUUAGUAUAUGGUUUUGUUUUCUUCCAUUCCGUACCAAUUAGAUUUUGCAAGGGUCUUGCACAUGUUUCUUGUUGUGUUUAAACUAAACUUGGAAUAAAGGUAUGUGUUAUAAUACCACAAGUAUCUGCAUUAUUCGGUUCUGUUGUUGUGUCUUGACUUCAUUUACUGCUUGUGAUUGCUCUGUGUUCUACUUUUUCAUUUGAGGAACAUUAUUCAUCCAUACUUGUGUGAAUUCUUCAAUCUCUUGCUGCUUACUAAAGGUGUUUAGACAAAAUUUCUCUUCUUGGGUUUCUAUGAGAUUAUUUGCCUUCCUUCGUUAUGUUAUUUCGUUGUUGUUUCAUUCAUGGAUGGUGUGAAGUUCUUGGCUCCAUAUUAGUUCUUAAUAAUCUGUGUCCAAGCUUCAUUUGCUUCUUAAAUGUAGAUUGCUCUGCAUUGUUCUUACCCUUCAUGUUGUGAAAGAAACGGUGUUGAUAUUUUUUUGCAUUGGCGUUUGAAAUUCCCUUUGGAAGCUUUUGGUGGUGUAACAUUGGAGUUUGUUUUUAGAUGAAGAUGAGGAAUAUUCCUGUACUUUAUAUAGAAUUUCUAAGUCACUAAAAUUAUAUAUAUCUAUCUUCCGUAUUAGUUUUUCUACUCUAAGAUUCUACCGACGAAUUUCUACGAUUAUAUAUAUAUAUAUAGUCAAUUAGCUAAAGAUAUUUAGAUAAGAGAAUCAAAUUUUUAUAUAGAUGAUUUCACUUUUGAGUUCAUUUUAUUAUUAUUGGUUCUAUUUAACCCCUCUCAAUGGUUUAGGGAAUUUUUUUACUAUUUUUUUUGUUGCUUGUGUAAAUAAUGUUUUCAAUAUGGUUGGAUAUGUAAACACUAAUAGAAUUUAUAUAAAAUAUUUUUUCAAUAAUUCAGAAAGUGAGAGUGGGAAUCAUGUUCUUGAAACCCAACAAAAAGGCGACAACACGUCACGUGACUGUCCCUGUUCAGUAGAGACAAGUGGAUCAGAAUCCGACGACGUAUCUACCCGGUCUCAUAUGUGACAGGCAUUUGUCUCUCUCUCUCUCUCUCUCUCUCUCUCUCUCUCUCUCUGACUGUAGAAUCCAAUUAUAAGCAUGAUCAGUAGCUUCAGCUGAAGCGUUACCCGAGAAAGAAUCAGAAGGAUCUGAUCUUGUUCACUUCUCCGAGGUGAUGAUGAUGUUGCUUCCUGUAACGGUUGCAGUCGCAGUUUGCCUGAUAGGGUACGUUUACCGGUCACUGAAACCGCCGCCCCCGCGAAUCUGCGGAGCCCACGACGGUCCUCGGGUUACCUCUCCAAGAAUCAAGCUCGGAGAUGGUAGGCAUUUGGCCUAUAGAGAAGUGGGUGUCCCGAAAGACGAGGCCAAGUAUAAGAUCAUCGUUGUCCAUGGCUUCAACAGCUCCAAAGACGUUGAAUUACCCAUCCCCCAGGAACUUAUCGACGAAUAUAUGAUAUAUUUCUUGUACUUCGAUAGAGCUGGAUACGGAGAAAGUGAUCCGUACCCUUCUCGUUCCGUGAAAACGGAAGCAUAUGAUAUCCGAGAACUAGCCGACAAGUUACAGAUCGGGUCAAAGUUCUACCUUCUCGGGAUAUCCCUCGGGGCAUACCCGGUUUACAGUUGCCUCAAAUACAUUCCACACAGGCUAGCCGGAGCUGCCAUGGUGGUUCCGUUCGUGAACUACUGGUGGACUGGUGUGCCUCGGAGCAUAUCGAGAAAAGGGUUCGAGCGGCUCCUACGGCAGGACCAGUGGGCAUUUCGAGUGGCUCAUCAUGCUCCGUGUCUGUUCUAUUGGUGGAUGACUCAGAAAUUUUUCCCGUCACUGAGUAUCGUCACGGGGAACACUUCCAUUUUCAGCGACCACGAUAUGGACAUCAUUAGGCAAUGGAUGGCGAAUCCGAGCCCUGGCAUGGAAAAAAUUCGGCAACAAGGCGACCAUGAAUCGUUGCACCGAGACGUACUAGCUGGAUAUGGAAAAUGGGAAUUCGACCCGACCGAGUUGGAAAACCCGUUUCCGACCGGGGAGGGGUCGGUCCAUAUUUGGCAGGGACUCGAAGAUCGAAUAAUUCCACGUGUCGUUAAUCGGCAUAUAUCGCAGAAGCUGCCAUGGAUAAAGUACCACGAGGUCUCGGGUUUCGGACACUUUCUAAUGUUCGAGAAGAAGAAUUGCGAAGAUGUGCUAAAGGCCCUUUUGGUCGGAUAAAGCCGGUUUAGGUCGGUUUAAUUUAUUGUGGUUAAACUUAAAGUGUAAGAGUUGUGUAAAUUACAGUUUGCUAAAUAAAUAACAGGAGAGAAAUCAUUUUAUAAAUA
Tarenaya hassleriana is the source of this 3543-nucleotide messenger RNA. RefSeq lists its product as uncharacterized. The record is from RefSeq and is a predicted model, not a curated record. The coding region runs from base 2408 to 3436 and encodes 342 amino acids. Lineage: Eukaryota; Viridiplantae; Streptophyta; Magnoliopsida; Brassicales; Cleomaceae. The transcript has 5 exons.